UUGACAUUUGACUAUUUUCAGGAAGGUUACGGGCUACGUGUCAAAACACUUGACCGGUGUAGAAAAAAUUUAAUACUUCAGGAAAAAUGACGAAAAUAAUACCAGUUAUUUCUAAGUUUUACAAUGAAUACCGUAGUAAAACUUCAAAAAAGCUCAAGGUUAUCGAUGCUUAUUUAUUGUACAUUCUACUCACUGGGAUUGUCCAAUUUGUGUAUUGCCUACUGGUAGGAACAUUUCCUUUCAAUGCUUUCCUUAGUGGCUUUAUCUCAUGUGUAAGCUGUUUCGUAUUAGCUGGUAAGUGUAAAACGAGUAUUCUUAAAGCUGUUAGAUCCUUUUUAUAUCUACAGUGUUUGAAGACUUGAUUGGAAGUUCUGAGA
Molecule: messenger RNA, 377 nt
Organism: Leptinotarsa decemlineata (Colorado potato beetle)
Lineage: Eukaryota; Metazoa; Arthropoda; Insecta; Coleoptera; Chrysomelidae
Gene: Dad1
Product: dolichyl-diphosphooligosaccharide--protein glycosyltransferase subunit
Biological process (GO): protein N-linked glycosylation
Cellular component (GO): oligosaccharyltransferase complex; membrane
Source: RefSeq, a predicted model, not a curated record